CCCACAUUCAAGUUUGGUAACUGGCCGAGAAAACAUCGUCACAAAAUGAGCACGGAAAAGUGGGAAGACAACGAGGAAAUCAAAAUAUUCCGGGAAUACUUGCGUAUAGCGACGGUGCAACCAGAUGUGGAUUACACCGAGUGCGUGGAGUUCCUGAAGCGUCAGGCCCACAGCCUCGAUCUCCCAGUGGACGUCAUACAUCCGGUGGAGGGAAAGCCAGUGGUGAUCAUCAAAUGGCUGGGAACCGAACCGGAACUGCCCUCCAUCAUUCUAAACUCCCACAUGGAUGUGGUGCCAGUGUUUCGCGACAAAUGGACCCACGAUCCCUUUGCCGCCGAUAUAGAUGACGAGGGCAGGAUCUUUGCCAGGGGUACGCAGGACAUGAAGUCCGUGGGCACAGGAUACCUGGGUGCCAUUCGUCUGCUCAAGGCCAGUGGUGUCCAGCCCAAGCGCAAUAUUUUCGUGACCUUUGUGCCCGAUGAGGAGAUCGGCGGCGAGUUGGGCAUGCAGGAGUUCGUUAAAACCGAGUACUAUAGCAACAUGAAUGUGGGUUUUAGUCUUGAUGAGGGCGGCACCAGCGAAGUAGACCUGUUCUAUGUGUUCUACGCCGAGCGUAUGCGAUGGGGACUCAAACUGAACUUCAGCGGAACCUCCGGACACGGUUCGAUGCUGCUACCCAGCACUGCCGGCGUGAAACUGAACUACGUGCUGAACAAGCUGACGGAGUUCCGUGAAUCGCAGGUCCAGCGAUUGGCAAGGGAUCAGACCAUAAACAUCGGUGAUGUGACCACCAUCAAUCUUACUCAGCUGAGUGGCGGAGUGCAGAGCAACGUGGUGCCCCCUCACUUUGAGGCGGUCUUCGACAUGCGUCUGUCCAUCACCCUAGAUGUGGUUGCCUUUGAGAAGCAGAUCCACGAUUGGUGCGAGGAGGCAGGUGGCGGCAUUGAGAUCUCCUUCGACGAGAAGGAGCCCUAUGUGGCACCCACAAAGAUCGACGACUCGAACCCGUUCUGGCUCGCCUUCAAGGCGGCUACUGAUGAGCUCGGCCUUAAAAUCUACCCCAUUGUGUGUCCCGGUGCCACGGACAGCAGGAAUAUUCGGGCACAGGGCAUCCCGGCCUUGGGAUUCUCCCCCAUUAAAAAUACCACCAUGCGCAUCCAUGAUCACGACGAAUAUUUGGGAGCCGAUACUUAUUUGAAGGGCAUUCAAAUAUACAAGAAAAUUUUGGGAAACCUGGCCGAAAAAAUGAGUUCUGAAAAGUGGGAAAACAAUGACGAAAUUAAAAUUUUCCGGGAAUACUUGCGUAUUCCAACUGUACACCCAGAUGUUGAUUACACCGCUUGUGUGGAGUUUCUUCAACGUCAGGCUAGCUCCUUAAAUCUUCCCGUGGAGGUGGUUUAUCCAGCGGUUCAAACAAAGCCCGUGGUGAUCAUUAAGUGGCUAGGAAGUCAGCCGGAACUGUCCUCGAUUAUUCUUAACUCCCACACGGACGUGGUUCCCGUAUUUCGUGACAAGUGGACACACGAUCCCUUCGCCGCGGAUAUAGAUGAGGAGGGCAGGAUCUUUGCAAGGGGUACGCAGGACAUGAAGUCGGUGGGCACUCAAUAUCUGGGAGCUAUUCGCCUGCUCAAGGCCAGUGGAUUCCAGCCCAAACGCACUUUGUACGUAACCUUUGUUCCCGAUGAAGAGACCGGGGGAGAGUUGGGCAUGGCGGAGUUCGUUAAAACGGAUUACUACAAGCAAAUGAACGUGGGGUUCAGCCUGGACGAAGGCGCCACUAGCGCGAGUGAUGUGCACCAUUUGUUCUUCGCCGAACGUUUGCGAUGGGGGCUCCGGUUGAAGGUCAGCGGAACUUCUGGCCAUGGAUCGCUGCUGCUGCCAAACACUGCCGGCGUGAAGCUGAACUAUGUGCUGAAUAAACUGACGGUGUUUCGCACCUCGCAGGUGGAUAGCCUGGCGAAGGACACUAGCCUCAGCUUCGGCGAUGUGACCACAGUGAAUCUCACCCAAUUAAGUGGUGGAGUGCAGAGCAAUGUGGUGCCACCGCUUUUCGAGGCGGUCUUCGACAUGCGCAUUGCCAUCACUGUGGAUGUGGUUGCCUUCGAGAAGCAGAUUCGCGACUGGUGCGAGGAAGCCGGUGGUGGCAUCGACAUUGAUUUCUUCCGGAAGGAACCAUUUAUUGGGCCCACCAAGCUGGAUGAGUCAAACCCAUACUGGUUGGCUGUCAAAACGGCGAUCGAUGAACUUGGCUUGAAGAUACAUCCCAUUGUUUGCCCCGGUGCCACCGACAGUCGAUAUAUUCGGAAGAAUGGAACCCCGGCAAUUGGAUUUUCACCCAUUAUUAACACCACCAUGCGGAUCCACGACCACGAUGAGUUUCUGCAGGCUGACGUCUAUUUAAAUGGCAUACAAGUGUACAAAAAAAUUAUUCAAAACCUGGCUGAAGUCUAAUAAAAUCAUUUUAUAUGCAACGCGGAUAAUUAUCAAAGUA
Molecule: messenger RNA, 2491 nt
Organism: Drosophila rhopaloa
Lineage: Eukaryota; Metazoa; Arthropoda; Insecta; Diptera; Drosophilidae
Exons: 8
Coding region: 46-2451 (801 amino acids)
Biological process (GO): amino acid metabolic process
Cellular component (GO): cytoplasm
Molecular function (GO): aminoacylase activity
Source: RefSeq, a predicted model, not a curated record